Messenger RNA from Alternaria ventricosa, 3174 nucleotides. RefSeq lists its product as uncharacterized. The record is from RefSeq and is a predicted model, not a curated record. Gene Ontology annotation, biological process: protein phosphorylation. NCBI's taxonomy places the organism in Eukaryota, Fungi, Ascomycota, Dothideomycetes, Pleosporales, Pleosporaceae. Gene Ontology annotation, molecular function: protein kinase activity; ATP binding. Bases 1 to 3174 code for a protein of 1057 amino acids. The transcript is spliced from 2 exons.
AUGUUUGCCCCUACUGCCCUGUCUCUGAUACUCUUCGUCGUCAUUGGCUGCCUGGUGUGGGGAAUCAGAGCGCGCGCGAUCCAGCCGACCCGACCCGAGAACCUAGCCAACAACAAGGAGGAACGCUCCGAAGCACCCACUCUAGCGCCCGGAUUGAGCGAUGAAGAAUUAGAAGGUCUCAUUACGCCCAAGACCUUAUGCUCCAAUCUAGUCGAGACUAUACUCGGUCGUCUAGCAGCAGCAACUUUCCACGAUCCAAACCGCCUUUACCUGCCGGAAAACGCGAUCAAGGAGGUGAUCGUCCAGACAGCGAUUGAGCAGGAGCUGGCUAAGAUUGAGAAGUCUCCAAUAGAGCAGACCGCUAAGUGGGAUCGUGAACGUCGGUCUCAGCUCGCGACAUGGAUCCGUACCAAGGCCCCCAAGGUAUUCGCUAUCACUAUCCAAUGCGACUUCGAACCAUCUCUUCUGCUCUUAGCUAUGGCUAUAUUCCAAAAAUGGGCGUUCACUGAUGAGAAACUACCAAUCGAUGACAAACCGCCAAGUCAACAAAUCUUUCUUCCACAGAUCUGGAAUCAACUCAAAAUCGUCAACUUCCGAGAGAACCAGUGGAAGUGUUUAGCUCCAGUGUUCAUACAGCAGAAGUAUGGCUAUGAUCUGAAAGCGCAAUGCAUAUUUCCGUUCACUUCAGAUGGGGCACAACCAAAGGACGGUGCUUUCAGUUCGGUAUAUCGGGUCACGAUACACAAGGACCAUCAUGAAUAUCCAGAGAUACGGCAGGUGGCGCUCAAGGAGCUUAAAGUACCACAAGGAGAAAAGGAAGCUGCUGGAACCGACCGGGCCUGGAACUUUGAAGCUACCGCUCUCGAAGCCAUCAGGAAGCUCAACCAUACCCAUAUCGUGAAGUGUAUAGCAGCUAUCCGAAGAGGCCACAGCCGCUACUUCAUGUUUCCCUGGGCCGACGGGGACAGCUUGCGUGAUUUUUGGGACCACACGCCACGAGAGGCCCCAAAUGCUUGUAUCAUCGAACACACCAUCGUUCAACUUAGAGGUAUCGUUGAUGCAUUGGACCAACUACAUAAUUUCAACAGCGGGCGGCCAGAACAGCAUAGCGGAGCCGAUGGCUUGACGAUACGGGUGGGCGACCCGAACGCUGCGGAAUCGUAUCCGAGCGGCGGAAGUGAUGCCGGUAGCGAUAACGGGCUUGACAACGAAGUGGAUGAGUACAAGAAUGCGGACAAUGCGGAGUCCAUCAGGCAUGGUGAUUUGAAGCCGGAGAAUAUCCUCAGAUUUCUCACCAAUGGAUCUAAGUCUGGCCUGGGGACCCUGAAGAUCGCAGACAUGGGCCUGGCUAAACGGCAUGUGGUGGCUACGCAGUACAGACCGAAGCCUACAAGUACCAGAUACGGUACCCGACGGUACGAAGCGCCUGAAACUGUUACUGGUCGAAAUGCACGCUCCCGACUCUAUGACAUCUGGUCGAUGGGAUGCAUUACGUUCGAGUUCAUCAUCUGGAUCUUAUACGGCAAUGACGAAUUGAACAACUUCUACAAACAAAUCGAGGGGAAUGCACAACAGAUUUGCCAGUACUACGAAGUCUUGGACGCGAGCGAACCGGAAAGUGCUAGAGUUCACCCUGUGGUCUUGAAGUGGAUGGAGCACAUUCAGAACAAAGAUCCGGAAUGUUCACCAGGGCGAACCUCAGCGACCAAAGAUUUGCUCAAGAUCGUACGCGAGAUGUUACUAGUCGUCAAUCUUCCUCCCAACAGGAAGAGUGAUACUCUGAGUGGUCGACCUCUUCAACCCCCAGCACUCGGUCAAUCUGUCACAAGGUAUCGAGCUACGGCUGCGCAGUUUCGGGACGAACUUGACAUUAUAUUGAGGAAUCGACACAUGCCCACUUACAUGUUCACUGGCAAAGACCGCACCAACGUCAGAACGCCAACCUUCACGGCCCCAAUGCUAUCGCCGAACAGUGCUAAUCUUCCACUGAGCAGCCUACCGCCUCCAGGACCGCUCAGGAGUGGAGUUCUCGGCCAACCUAUUGGUGCUGACUACACCCUUCCACCUCUCAAAGACUGGGAGUUCAAUAUCGAUAAUGAUUUCGCUCAUAAAGUUGUCGCAACUGUCGAUGGGCAGGAAUUUAUCCCGCAAACACACAUCGCUCAUCGACUUUGUGCCGCAUGCUCGGCGCGAGACUUCCUACAAGGCGGUUUCAGCAUCGAAGAGCGGGUGUCAACGUUGGAAGACCGUGCACCGGAAUGCGAUUUGUGCAGAAUGCUGUACGAAAUCCACAACCAAGCCGAAGAGCCCAAAGGAGAUCCGGCGGUAUUCCACCGAGACCAGUCGAACAUUGUUUUGACGGGCGACUCAUAUCCUGUUCUUUCUCUAAUCAGAAGUCCAGAAACGGACCUUCCGUGUCCAAUCCAAAUUGGCUUCCCGGAGCUCCCAGAAGCUGGGUCAGACGCGUUCUUCAGCAUCGUAAAGCUUUGGCUCAAAGAUUGCGAUACGAAUCACACAGGAUGUGAGGGGUUAUACCAUAGCCUGCCGACAAGACUCCUCGACGUGGGUACUCUCGGUACGCCUAUGCUGCGCCUUGUCGAGACGAAGCGAGAGCAGAUCCCGAGCAAACAGUACAUCGCGCUGUCGCACCCCUGGGGAGAUACCACCAAGUACACACCGUUUUGUACCCUGCCAGAGAAUUUAGAAGACUAUCUUCAGGCCAUUCCCGAAGGCGAUCUUCCAGCAACCUUUCAUGACGCUGUCAACUGCACACGGAAGAUUGGCAUCCGCUAUCUGUGGGUAGAUUCUCUCUGCAUCAUCCAAGGUGAAUACGGAGACUUCAACGAUGAGUCUAAAAACAUGGAGGCAGUCUUUAGUGGAGCGUAUUGUGUACUUGCUGCAAGCCGAGCGAGCAAUCAACGUGAUGGCUUCCUUGAUCCCAGACCGCAGCGUGAGUACAUCACCAUUCAGCGAGACAACGAAAAGCCCUUCUUUGUCUGCAAGACUAUCGAUAACUUCAGUAAAGAUGUUAUCGAGGGGUCUUUGAACCAGAGAGGUUGGGUGUUGCAAGAGCGCGCGCUGGCACGACGGACCAUCUACUUCACGGAGAACCAGACAUACUUCGAGUGCGGCCAAGGCGUUCGAUGCGAAACCUUGGCUAAACUGCACAAGUGA